GAAAAAAUACUUAAUAAAAUAUUAUAUUUACCCUUACACGCGUACCCAUACUGAUGGCUUAUACAAGUCAACUUUAGCACACGACGUUCACAAUCGUAACAAGAGCCAUGACUUUAGAAACCUAAAUCCGUCAUGAAUGCAUCACCAGUUACUCCAACCUCUCCGUCUCUGCGCCAGUCGCCGCCUUACAUCUCACGGCAAGACUCUCCAUGCCAACAUCCUAAAGCUCGGCCUCGACCACUAUGGAGCCCUUCCCAAUACACUCAUUUCAAUGUACGGCAAAUGCGGCCUCAUCAAAGACGCCGUCCAACUGUUCGACGAAAUGCCUCAACGAGACGUAGUUUCAUGGGCUUCUAUUCUCACAGCUUACAACCAAUCAAACCUCCCUAGCCGUGCUCUCUCCCUCUUCCCCUUCAUGUUCACUCGAGAUUUCUUGCAACCCGAUCACUUCGUUUUCGCUAGCUUACUGAAUUCCUGUGCUGCCUUAAACGCGCUACGAAUCGGACAACAAUUGCACGCCCAAUUCAUGUUAUCCCCAUUCUCAUCUGACGAUGUUGUCAAAUCCUCCUUAGUUGACAUGUAUGCAAAAUGUGGAUCGGUGGACACUGCACGUUCUGUUUUCGAUUCAAUUUCUUCAAAAAAUCCGAUCUCUUGGACUACUCUGAUUUCCGGGUAUGCUCGGAGUGGAAGAAAAUCAGAAGCUGUUGACCUUCUUCGAGACAUGAAGGAAUCAGAUCUUUUCUCAUGGACUGCUUUAGUCUCUGGAUUAAUACAAAGUGGUCACCUAAUCAGCGCCUUUCAUCUCUUCAUCGAAAUGAGAAAAGAAGGAAUCAAAAUCAUCGACCCCUUUAUUCUCUCCACCAUCAUCGUAGCUUCUGCUAAUCUUUCAUCACUCGAACUCGGUAAACAGGUUCAUUCUUUAGUUCUCAAACUCGGUUUUCAAUCCAGUUUAUACAUCAGUAAUUCCCUCAUCGACAUGUAUGCAAAAUGUAGCGAUAUAAUCGCAGCCAAAACUACCUUUCAUGGUAUUCUUACAAAAGAUGUAGUCUCAUGGACUUCAAUAAUCGUGGGGUUAGCUCAACAUGGAAGAGCUCAAGAAGCAUUAUCGCUAUACGAUGACAUGGUGUCCACUGGAAUCAAACCAAACGAGGUAACAUUUAUUGGCUUGAUCUAUGCUUGUAGCCAUGUAGGUUUAGUUUCCAAAGGUCGUGAUCUUUUCAAAUCGAUGGUUGAGUGUUACAAAUUAAACCCUAAUCUUCAUCACUACACAUGUUUACUAGAUCUAUAUAGUCGAUCAGGGCAUCUAGAUGAGGCUGAGAAUUUACUUAACUCCAUGCCUUUUGAAAUCGAUGAGGCUGUUUGGGCUUCUUUUUUGAGUUGUUGUAAGCGAUUUGGGAAUACCCAAUUGGGAAUUAGGGUUGCUGAUCGUGUAAUGGAGUUAGGUGUUAAAGAUCCUUCAACUUUCAUAGUGUUAUCUAAUGUUUAUGCGGGUGCUUUUAUGUGGGAAAAAGUAGCAAAAGUUAGGAAGAUGAUGGUGUCCAUGGAUGUAAAGAAAGAACCUGGUUAUAGUUGUGUUGAUUUAGGUAAAGAAAGUGAGGUUUUUUAUGCGGGUGAGACGUGUCAUGUAAUGAAAGAUGAGAUUUUGGUUUUGCUUAAAGAUUUAGAUGAGGAAAUGAGGAGAAGAGGAUAUGUUCCUGAUGUUAGUUUUGUGUUAUCUGGUUUGGGGUUUAAAGAGUAGGAAGAACUUUUUUUUUUUUUUUUUUUUUUUUGCAUAGUGAGAGGCAAUGUGUUGCUUAAGGGUGUUAAAGUGUUGCUUGUAAACAGUUUUUGAAUGAAGUUUUUUCUUAGUAUUUAGAUUAUGUAAUUAUUUAUGGUUAAAUAUGAUUAUAAAAAUAUAUGAGGAUAUUUAUUUAUAUAUUAUUUGAUACAAACAUUUGUAAGAUUAGAUGAUUUGUCUGAUUUAACCUGGUUAUCUAUUUUUUUUUCACAUAUGGCCAUUAAAAUGAUAUAAAUUUUAAAACUAAAUAUGAGUUC
This is a messenger RNA of Lactuca sativa (garden lettuce), 2034 nucleotides long. Its product is annotated as Pentatricopeptide repeat (PPR) superfamily protein. NCBI's taxonomy places the organism in Eukaryota, Viridiplantae, Streptophyta, Magnoliopsida, Asterales, Asteraceae. Gene Ontology annotation, molecular function: RNA binding; protein binding. The record is from RefSeq and is a predicted model, not a curated record. Gene Ontology annotation, biological process: RNA modification.